AUGGCAUUUUUACAUUCUCACUCGACGGAAUGCAUGUCCAGCGAGCUGGAUCUUUUCACGCUAACAGCCACUCAAACGUCAAUUGAAAGCAGCAGCUUUCUGCAUUAUAAGCCUGUGUCGUCUCUUAACGAUGUCGACGAACCAUUGGAAUUCGUCGUGCCGGCAGGUAGCGAACAUUACUUUGAUCUGGCUCACACCAUGCUUCAUGUUCAAGCGAAAAUCGUACCCGCUGACGAGGCUACGGCAACGACCGAAGACCUUAAAGUCGGACCGAUCAACAAUUUCAUGCAUUCAAUGUUCAAUCAGAUUGACGUUUUUUUCAAUCAGAAAAUUGUUUCGCCGCCUAAUAACGCCUAUCCUUACAGAGCGUACAUCGAGACGCUUCUCAACUACGCUCCGGCUGCUAAAGACUCACAUCUUACAGCGAGUCUGUGGUACGACGACACGAGCGGUGGUUUCGAUUCACCAGCUAAUGCGGUGAGCACUGCCACAGCACCUAUUAUCGUGAACAAAGGGCUGGAAAAUCGCAAAUAUUUUACACAGAAUCGACGAUACUUUGACAUGAUUGGACAUUUGCAUCACGACCUCUUUAAUCAGGAUAAAAUGCUGAUUAAUGGCGUAGAAAUGCGCGUACGUCUAGUGAGGAGUAAGGAUGCUUUUUGUCUGAUGGACGCGACAGCCGAUGGAAAAUUCAAACUCAGCAUCAAAAAAGCUACACUCAUAGUUCGCAGAGUAAAAAUCAGUCCUGGAGUUUUACUGGCUCAUGCGCAAGCGUUAUCGAAAACCACGGCUAAAUAUCCCAUAACGAGAGUCGAUGUUAAGUCGUUUACUCUUCACUCGGGAAUAUUGGGCGAUUCGAUCAACGAAGGUUUUGGCAUCAAUCGCUACAACUAUUACAAAGGCAAUUUUUUGACGGCCUUCGAUCUCACUCCUGAUUUAUCUGCACACUGUGCCACACAUUGGAAUCUCGUGCGCUCGGGUAGCAUACGCAUAGAGGUGAGAUUUGAGACGGCUCUCCUCACUGCUAUCAACUGUAUCGUUUACGCAGAGUACGACAACGUUCUGGAAAUCGACUCUAACCGCCAAAUCAUAACGGAUUUUAGCGCUUGA
Molecule: messenger RNA, 1110 nt
Organism: Nasonia vitripennis (jewel wasp)
Lineage: Eukaryota; Metazoa; Arthropoda; Insecta; Hymenoptera; Pteromalidae
Exons: 1
Coding region: 1-1110 (369 amino acids)
Biological process (GO): deoxyribonucleotide biosynthetic process
Cellular component (GO): cytosol
Molecular function (GO): ribonucleoside-diphosphate reductase activity, thioredoxin disulfide as acceptor
Source: RefSeq, a predicted model, not a curated record